AUGGCUUAUAAGAACGUUGUUCUUGUCGGGGCCGGCAGCAUUGGCAGAAUUAUCCUUCGCGGCCUUGUAGACUCGUCACAAUUCAACAUUACCCCCGCAGUCUUUCCAGACUCUGUUAACGUUUGGAAGACCGACUAUUCGAAGAGUGAUCUGGAAGCAGCUUUCAAUGGACAGGAUGUUGUGAUUUCGGCUCUGGGUGCGCUCGGUUUCGCAGAGCAGCGCAAGUUGGUGGACGCAGCUGUCCAGUCAGGUGUCAAGCGAUUGCUUCCUUCGGAAUUCUCAUGCAACAGCCAGGACGAAGCGGUCGUCGAAUUAUUGCCCUUAUUUCAGCAAAAAGCCGAUAUCAUACAAUAUCUCAAGUCGAAAGAAUCUACUGGGCUGACUUGGACCGGUGUGGUUUCGUCUCUCUUGUUUGACUGGGUAUGCCGUUUCCUCGGUUACGAUAGUACUAGUCGGACAGCUACUAUCUGGGAUGACGGCAACAAGAAAUUCACACUUACCAAUCAAGGUUAUCUCAGCAAGGCUAUCGUGUCGGUGCUUCAGCGCCCAAACGAGACUAAGAAUCAAAUUCUCUACAUUGCGUCGGUUGAGACCAGUCAGAAUGAGAUUCUGAACGCGCUCGAGAACGUGACAGGAUGCAAAUGGUCUAUCAUACAGACAACCACUGAAGAGCAAGUGACUGAGGCUCGUAUGAAAUUGAGCAAAGGGGAUUUCGACGGCGCCUUGACCUUAGUUCGGGCCACCAGCUAUGGCAAACUACCUGGUCUCAAGUCCAAUUACGCUAAGGACUUCAAGGUUGCAAAUGAUAUUUUGGGAUUUGAGUGGGCGGAUGUUGAAGACACGGUCAGGACGGUUGUUUCGAAGUAG
Messenger RNA from Aspergillus novofumigatus IBT 16806, 867 nucleotides. Its product is annotated as aromatic alcohol reductase. NCBI's taxonomy places the organism in Eukaryota, Fungi, Ascomycota, Eurotiomycetes, Eurotiales, Aspergillaceae. The record is from RefSeq and is a predicted model, not a curated record. Gene Ontology annotation, molecular function: oxidoreductase activity. The transcript is spliced from 4 exons. The coding region runs from base 1 to 867 and encodes 288 amino acids.